Dunckerocampus dactyliophorus (ringed pipefish) is the source of this 3339-nucleotide messenger RNA. RefSeq names its product BARX homeobox 2 (gene barx2). The record is from RefSeq and is a predicted model, not a curated record. The transcript is spliced from 4 exons. Gene Ontology annotation, biological process: regulation of DNA-templated transcription. Gene Ontology annotation, molecular function: DNA binding; DNA-binding transcription factor activity, RNA polymerase II-specific. The coding region runs from base 625 to 1497 and encodes 290 amino acids. Lineage: Eukaryota; Metazoa; Chordata; Actinopteri; Syngnathiformes; Syngnathidae.
UAUCCUGUAUGAUUUGCCAGUUUAACAUUCGAUUAAUACAUGACAUUUCAUAACAUUUAUAAUUUAUCUUUGACUAUUUAGACCAUCUUUAAACUACAAAUCUACCGCUGGCUGUUGUAAAUGAUACUUCUCUGACUUCAUGAAAGCAUUAUAACAUCUCUUAUAUUGGCUCUCGUUAAAUUGAGUGUAGCUAAUAAAGUGCCCCGAAUUAAAAAUUAACCUCUCAUUGUAUUGUUGCAAAAGGUAACGCCAGAACAAAUAAAUACCCUUAAUUACACAUAAUUCAAAAUAAAUGAUCAGGAUUUUAGAUUAUUUUUACUGAAUACACAUAAGCAGUAAUAAAUACACAUAAGCUACGGUUUUGUAAACGACUGGCAAUGUGCAUGUAGUGUAUCGUGGAGGAGGGCGUGUACAAAUGGAGAGAGAGAUGUUGGUUUAUAUAGAAGUGGCUGUGAGUGAGUGCACGUCUCAUUCACUCUUCUUCUCAACUCCACCGCACAUUAGAAUAUUUUCAACACAAUGACAGUCUAGUGCAGUGACCUUCUCUUCAUUAGUUCUCUCCUGCAAGGUGCACUGCCUUGUAUCGACACUUCCACCAUCACCACCACCACAAAGGGAGCCGCCAUGCACUGCCAAGCCGAGGUGAGGCUCUCCUCCCCGGGCCAGCUGAAGUUUGCCAGACGGCGCUACAAGACCUUCAUGAUUGACGAGAUUCUCUCCAAGGAGGCUUGUGAUUACUUUGAGAAGUUUUCCCUUUACUCCGUGUGUCCGUCUCUCGUCGUGCGGCCGAAGCCUCUGCACUCUUGUUCCGGCCCCUCAUCACUACGUGCCUACCCGCUCCUCUCCGUCAUCACACGACAGCCUCCCAACCUCCCGGCCCACCUCCCGCAGCCCCCGUCCCCGGGCGGAGUCCCGUCGCACCUGCCCCUGCUUUCGCCGCAGCACGGCCGAGGCCCCGAGGCGUCGCCCUGCAGCCAGACGCCGCUCAGCAUCAGCAGCGAGUCGGACACGGAGCGCAGCACGCCGCGCCUGAAGAAGGCCCGUCGCAGCCGCACCAUCUUCACGGAGCUGCAGCUGAUGGGCCUGGAGAAGAAGUUCCAGAAGCAGAAGUACCUCUCCACGCCGGACAGGUUAGACCUGGCCCAGUCCCUCGGCCUCACGCAGCUCCAGGUGAAGACGUGGUACCAAAACAGGCGCAUGAAGUGGAAGAAGAUGGUGCUCAAGGGAGGUCAGGAGGCACCCACCAAGCCUAAGGGAAGACCCAAAAAGAACUCCAUCCCCACCACCGAGGAAAUAGAAGCCGAGGAGCGGCGGCUGAAGCAGGAGGAAGAGGAGCGCCUGAGGGGGACGGCGGAAACGGAAGCCACACCUCAACUCGAGCCUGAAGAUCUAAGCCCCGCCUCAAACACGACCCCGCAGAGUAACGGCGCGGCGAGGGUGACGGAGGAGCGAGCGAUGCCUCUCCUGAUAACCUCAGAGACUCACGCAGAGAGCUAAGCAACAACACCACAACCAAAGACUGAUACCACAACACCUGAAAACAAAUAGUGCCUCAGGAUCACUGUUAAAAGAAAACAGCCUGCGCCAUGCCUUUAGGGUCAUUUGUUACCCACAAACAUGCAAUCUAUACUGGCAUUUGUGCUUGGUCCAGCUGUGGCUAACACACUGUUGGAAAAAAAUACUCAACACAGCACAAAUGAUUGACAUUUGUGUCGCCCAUGCAUGUACUACAUAUUAUGUUAAUUAGUUGCUAAGUCCGGGGACGUUUAGCUGGAUGGCGGCCAUGUUUUUCAAACAAUUUUGCUCAAGUUUUGCCCACAUGUGCUUAUCAGUCCCCUAACGGUGCGUACCAAAUUUCGUGGCGAUUUGACGAAACACCCUAAAGUUACAACGGGUGUUUUUGAGCCGUGGGAUAAAUUUCAAGCCCGUCCGACUUAUGCGGGUCAAAUUUUGGGGUUUGAUAACAUUGCCUCCGUGUGGCGUAUAUGUCAGAAACGUAAUAGCACAGGCAACACAGUGGGGGUGUACGUCUUGACCAAUUUUCACACUUUUGCAUGCAGCACUUCAGCAGUAGAAGCUUGCACAAACAAAUGCAUACGUCCCCUACCGGUUUUGGAGGUUGGUAAUGUACUGCAUUAGUGAAGCGGUUGCAAAACUACCUUUCCAAAAAACCUUAAUUCUACUUUUUCCUAAAAGUUGCACUGCAGAAUCCAAAUGCAGUCGCUUCGUCAAGCCUUAAAUGUAUCACAAUACAAUAUUUCACCGAUUGUGUCACAAAUCUUGCCUCACCUGAUGCUCGUGCCAAAAAUGUUAGGGUUUGCCCUACUAUGCUGUAACCAUGUAGCAUGAAUUCACUGCCAAAAUAAAUAAAUAAAUAUAAAUAUAUACUGUAUAUAUAUAUGUAACAAACGGCUGCCGUGCCUUGUCGGUCUCAGAGGGAAGCAAUUUUUAUUUUUUUUUUUAAAUUUGAGCUCUUCUCAGCAACAUACCUGUCAAGCCAUACACUGUAUCAUACUGUAGAAAUAUGUGUAAAUGAUAAGCUCUAUGUGUAAAACAGUAUUUUUACCUGCUGUUUGAAAUGGGAUGAUUAUAAAUAGUUUGUAUAUGUCCCGCAGUUCCAGCCGUUCUCUUUGCGCUGUCAGGAUGGCUCCUCUUUUCUGCCACAAGAAAGCCAUUAGCAACUUUUAAGCUGUCAAGAGAUUCUUCCGAGGAAAUAAAUCACAGCCUCUUGCCAAAGAUUCAACAUUUAAAGUGUCAGACAUUCUCAGCCUGCAGGCUUUUUUUUUUUCUUUUUUUUUUGCCUUCAACCGCCUGUGACUGACUUUGCUUCUCCUCUUCGCCUUGGAAACUUUUAUUUGCUUAUUGUUUCAUAUGAACAAAUGCAGUAUUUUUCUGAUUUGUAAAUAAAUAACGCUUGUUUGUUGAACUUGCGGGUGUGUGUUACACCACGUGUGUGUGUGUGUGUGUUUAUGUAUUUAAAUGCACUUACCAAUUGAAAGGUUGGAUUGCGGUCGAGGUUGUCCUGUGUUUCCACCUUCGUUUCCAUUUCGGUGCUCUUAUUUUGUAUUUCUGUAUUUCCUGUUUUGGCGCCGUAUGCUGCAUCUUUACUUGGGCUAGAGAGCGCUGGCAGCGCACCUGCGUGUUGUUGGCAAUUAGCGUGUUAUUUACAUUCAGCGGAUCGUUGCAUGUGGUUUUAUGUCUUUGCUCUAUGCGUCCCGCUUCAUUCCCAUGAGCAUCCUGGAAUUAUUUUACCUUUUUGGGCAUGUUUCCUUUUCCCCUCUGCCUUCCAUGAUGAGUCUACGCCUAUGCUUUCUUGUGUUUUUGUGAGUCCUGCCGUUC